AUGUCACUUUUGUAGGUAUUGUAAACAGCUGGCUGCCCUACCGCUGAAAAUCUUUUGAUACAAUUUUUACGUUAAAGUAAUGUAGUAUUGUCAUAUUUUUGUUAUUCACUAUUGUAUUUUUAUCAAUGUUUAUUAUGACGUAUUGCAGUGUUAAGUCCAAAGUUGCGUAAACGCAUAUCUCAACAUGUGCCGUUGGAUGUUGUUGUGGAUGUCGCUGGCAAGCUUCGUGGUGGCCAUCCCCGAGGAACACCAGUACUGCGCCGUCCGAUACAGGAGGCUCUGCCAGGGCAAGGGCCGACAUAUUGCCUGUCAAUUUCCUGAUUCUGGCCCCGGACCCUCGUGUGAACGCUACACACAAAUUAAAUUCACAAAUGAUUUGAAGCAUUUCAUCACCCAUUACCUGAACCGACGUCGUCAGCGUAUUGCCGCUGGCAAUGAAAGAGUGCGUGGUGGCGUCCAUCUUCCGAAGCCACAAAUUAUGAUGCUGGUUGAAUGGGAUCGUGAGCUGGCUCUACUAGCUCAAAGGCUGGCGGAUCAAUGCCAUUUCGUACAUGAUGACUGCAGAGCUACUGUCCGCUAUCCCUACGCGGGUCAGACAGUGGGCGAGGUAAGGUGGCGCCGCUCCAGCGAGUCGGACGAGCUGAGCGCGCAGCGUGCUAUACGCCGCGUGUUGGACGCGUGGUGGGGCGAGAGACGGCGCGUGCAGCCCAAGCAACUGACGGCGCCGUUUAGACUUACUGCUAAAGGCACAGUCUGGGGUCACUUCAGCCAGCUAGCAGUGUGGAACCUCCAGGCAGUUGGCUGCGGUGCCGUGCGCCAUGGUGCCCACCACUCCCGUCUACUCCUCGUGUGUGACUUCUCCCACACUAAUAUGUUGGGACAGAGGACCCUGGUCGCUGGGCCCAUGGCUGCCUGUCCUAUCCACACGGCUAGAAGACCUAGGACAGCUUAUCCUUUGCUCUGUGCACCGGUACGCCACCCAGUUCCCGCGGAGCCAGAAGAAGUGGAACUAGAAGAUAAUUACGAGGAUGAUGAAGAGGAUGACCCGGACAUCGUGACAGUGGAUGUUGGGGAUGUUCCUACACCAGCUCUUUGGAUCACCAAGACUGAGAAACGAACUCCCGUACCCAAAGCCAAGCCUAAGCCCACCACGACCAGGGAGUUUCUUGAACAGCACACCAGGAAAUUUGAGACGAAAAAUAUGUACCAUAGACCGACGUACAAGCCGCAGUCAACGACGACGGCCAAAGAGUCCAUCAUACAGAAGCUGGAUCGGGAGCUGGAACAGAAGACUCGGAACAAGGUGAACAUCAACGUGAACUAUAAGGAGGCUCAGAAUACCUUCGACAACAACCAGUUCGACAAUAUCGUGAGGAACGACUGGAAGGCUCGGAAGAAACCUAACUUUGGACAGUGGCGCCAAAGCCAAGAAAAUCCGGAAAACUUGGAGGAGGUAAUCCCUCUGACGACUCCUCGGCCCGAAACCACUGAGACGACGGAGGUCACCUUGGGGGAACUGUACCGCCCCACUCUUAGGGAGGAGCCGACUGAACAGCCGGUACCCCGCACUCUCCUGGAGAUGUACCGGCCCACCGUGAGAGAUGACAAUGAUAACACCGAACAUGAGGAGACCAUCUUUCGUCCGAGAUGGAGACAGACAAGGCUUAGACCUCCGAGACCGGGUGCAAACGCUCUUCUUACAUACGCAUCCACAGGAAAACCACCAAAGAAGGAAUUUAUUGAAGCAGAGAGAUUUAGGCCCAUAAUGACACUCCAAAAAAGACCACCAAACGAUGAGAAGCCCAAAGGGGCCUCCUUGAACCUGGACAAGGAAGAUAUCGACCAGUUAUUUCGAGACACCGGCUUCAACAUACACUGGAGGAAGCACACCACAUGAGACUGCAAUACAUAUGUGUUCCUUGUUUA
This is a messenger RNA of Spodoptera frugiperda (fall armyworm), 1926 nucleotides long. RefSeq lists its product as uncharacterized. NCBI's taxonomy places the organism in Eukaryota, Metazoa, Arthropoda, Insecta, Lepidoptera, Noctuidae. The record is from RefSeq and is a predicted model, not a curated record. The coding region runs from base 185 to 1897 and encodes 570 amino acids. The transcript is spliced from 15 exons.